Schistosoma intercalatum is the source of this 1482-nucleotide messenger RNA. NCBI's taxonomy places the organism in Eukaryota, Metazoa, Platyhelminthes, Trematoda, Strigeidida, Schistosomatidae. The record is from the annotation of a GenBank genome assembly.
UCUGACAGAUAAAUGAAUAACCAACUAACCUGUUGAGAUCAGUAGUUCAUUUCAUUUUAAUUAAAUUGUUACUCAAUCAAUUAUUCUAUAUGUCCCGUAUAUUUUUACAAUAAAAUUGACCGUAACUUGUAAAACAAAAAAAAAUAGAAAUUUAUUAUUACUCUACGUGAAAGUUGCUAACAUUUAUUCACUCAUUACUAUUGUGAAUACAUAAUUAUGUCAUCGGAAUAUCGUUUAGUUGCACUAUUGCUAUUUGUUACAUUAUGGAUUUAUAUUAUCUAUGAAAUAAAACAUUCAUCAAUGAUUAUACUGGGUGGAGAAUUUGAUCCAGAUUGUAAAUAUAAAAUGAAGCCAAUGUAUCAACCUUAUUAUGAUUUUCAUAAUGAUACUAUACAUAUUGCUAUGCUAUUAGCUGAUGGUAUUGACAAUUGUUAUCAAGCUGAAACACAAAUUAAAUCAAUUUUAUUCCAUCAAAAAAGAUGGUAUCUAUCUAAAGAUGAUUGUUGUCAUUUUAAACAUUUCACACAUAUUAAUUCAAAUUGGUUAACAGCAAAUGAUCGUGUUCAAUCAUUUAAUGAAGCUAAGCGUAAACGAUUUCCGAUUGUAUUUCAUUUUAUUGUUGAUCAAUUACCAUAUGAAUUUAUGAAUGGAUUAAUGUCUGAUUGGGGAUUAGAUGGGAUCAGUGUACAAUUUUAUCCAAUUGAAAACUAUGAAACACGGGUCAAAUCAUUUAAAUCUGGACAUUACGCUGGACAUAAAAGUUAUCUCAAAUUAUUAAUUACACAAAUUUUACCUACUGAAAUCAAGAAAGUUAUUGUACUGGAUGCAGAUAUAUUAUUGAAUGAUGAUAUAUCAAAUCUAUGGAGCAUAUUUGAUGAGUUCAGCAAGGAUCAAUGUAUCGGUAUUGCCGCGGAACAGAAUCCAACUUUCUACAGCAAUAUGGGAAAAAGGUUUUGGCCAGCAUUGGGUUACGGUUAUAAUGCUGGUAUUUUAUUAAUUCAUUUAACUAAAUUACGAGCAAGAGGUUGGGAUGAAAUUUGGAUGAAAACUGCAUUCAAUUUAAUGAGAGAAAAACGCAUUUUACCAACUGGUGAACAAGAUGUUAUUAACGCUGUAUUGAAUCAAAAUAAACAUUGGUUAUACGAGAUACCUUGUAAAUGGAAUAUUCAACUAAGUGCAUUUUCAAUGCGUGAACGUUGUCCAGUUGUAUGGGAAUUUUUACUGAAUAGGGAUGAUAAUAAUAAUAAUAAUAAUUACAUACGAAAAAAAACACUACAUGACGAUAUUGUAUUACAAUAUCCAAAUGCUAAAUUAAUACAUUUUAAUGCACAUGUAAAACCAGAGUACUUUUUUCCUACUCCAUUAAGAUUUCCAUUACCUUUUGAUAAAUCCGAUGAAUAUCAUUCAACUAUUCAAUUAUCAAGAAAAUAUUUUCAGUUGUAUUAUAAUUUACGAAGUAUGAGUCGAUAUUGUUUCCUGUAA